Messenger RNA from Solea solea (common sole), 3796 nucleotides. RefSeq lists its product as uncharacterized. Bases 80 to 3796 code for a protein of 1238 amino acids. Lineage: Eukaryota; Metazoa; Chordata; Actinopteri; Pleuronectiformes; Soleidae. The transcript is spliced from 7 exons. Gene Ontology annotation, cellular component: synapse. The record is from RefSeq and is a predicted model, not a curated record.
AACUGGGGCAGACAGUUGGGAUUGGGCAAAGUCAGAGGCCAGAAAACAUCGGAAAUCAGUUCUGCUGAGCCUGACUGACAUGGUCCACUUGUGCGUGUCCAUUUCAGAUGAUGGUGUCAGGCUCGAGUCUGUGCAGAACGGUUCACCGAAAACAGUGCAGCGUAGGGGAAGGAGGGCAGUCAGCAUGGCUACUCUGCGGCGCCAACCGGGAUCCAGAACAUCCUCAACCCGUCAGAACCGUGGCUCCUGUUCGUCUACCGCGUCUUGCCCCGUCUUCUCUGGACCAUACAGUGACCAAGAGGAAGACCCGCCAAUGCGCCGCCAAUCCUCACCUUUACUCAAAGGAUCUCUUUCUAGUCUCCACAGGUGUACCAGCCCAAGCCCCAAAGGUUCCCUUUCUAAAGGGUCUAUUCCCUGUUUUCAAAGAUCUUUACCGAGUCUUCAAGGAUCCCUCCCCAGUUUCCAAGGUGUUUCACCCAACGUGGGAGGAUCAAUUUCUCAGAUGAAGAGGCGGUCUCUUGGCAGCCUGGACGACUCCAGCCCCAGUCCCAGUGAAUGGAGUACCAGCUGCAGCCAACAGAGUGGCAACGGCAGUUCCAGUGAUGAUGACGAAAGUUGGGACACAAAUAGCUGGAGCUCAGGGGCCACCUGCCUGCUACGGACUCCUGUUAAGCAAGAUAGCACUGAGACAUCAGAGAAUUCAGGUAGGAAGUCUUGCACCACUGACCAGGCUCCUGCAAUAGCUGAGCCUGAAAUUAUAUACCAGAAUCUUAUCUUCUCGCACCCUGUUGCUAAAACUAAAAGCACAGGAGAUUGUGCUCCUGAGAGGGUUUCCACAAUACCAAGGAAAGGUGCAGGAACUCCGAGUGUUUCCUCGUCUCAGAGACGUGAUGCUACAGUCUCAUUUCAACAACCACAUGAGAAGACCGAGGACAGACAUCAAUUUACACAGUUUCUGAAUGAGGUGACCCACAGGGUGCUGAAUUCCAACGGUGGACCGCCACAACAGAAGUCCACACUCCGACAUCGCUACCAGUCUCCACCACCACAACCACCAGCAGCAUCAUCAUCAUCACCGGCCCCACUAACAGCUACACUGCAUCAAACACCAAUGAACCCUCCUCUGACACCGUCUGCAGCAGCGGCGGCAGCAACAAACCUGUGGUACAGCCCAACAAGUUCAAACCUCCACACCAUCAGGGAGUACGAUUUAAAGGACAUUAACUCUUCUAUCCACCAAUGGAGCAAGAGUUUACCCAGCUGUAAGGUCUUGGAGCCCAGGGACAUGCUGAGGACAUCUAAAGGGGAAAGUCACUCAUACCAAGAGCACAACCUGGAGCUGUGUACAAAGGUCCAGGCGCAGCCCUCCACUGGGAGACUUUAUUUAGAGACAGAUAUUGACAGAGUGAGGAGACUUGAUGAAAUGGUAGCUAAUGGCACACUGGGAAAAGGAAGGGAUGAGAAAGGUAUGGAGAAAGGGAAGGACUGGGAAACCAGGGAUCCAUUGGAGAGAAAUGGAGGCUUCGGGACGGAGAAAGGGAACGAGAUGGAGAAGAGAAAAGAGAGAGACACAAGGGGAGACAAAGGCAAAGAAAAUAACAAAGGGAGAGAAAGAUCGUACUGGGAGAAAGACACAAGCAUCGAAAGAGGACGGCAGAAAGAGAAGAAAGUGAUACACAUGAGUCAUAAGCCCCCUCCUCCUCAAUCGUCUUCUGGUGGAAGGAAUAGCCCCUGCCCUAUCUUCAGGUGGCCAGAGGGAUUUCCCAGAAUGUCCUUUAGGUCCACCUCACUGCCCAGACCUGUCAAUAUGCAUGAGUCUGAUGGAGAGAUGCAGCGUGACACAAGCUCUUUCCAUGACCAUAAGGACGACCUCCGCAAGCACCUGUCCUACACCACCCACAAACUAGAGAUGGUGGAAACAGAGUUUGAGUCCACUCGGCAGUACCUUGAGACGGAGCUCCGCCGAGCUCAGGAGGAACUGGAGAAAUUUACGGAAAAACUACGCAGGAUCCAGAGUGGCUAUGCAGCUCUGCAGAGGAUCAACCAGGAUUUGGAGGACAAGAUGCACAGGACGUCACAGCACCAUGAAGAGGAAAAGAGAGCCCUCAGCCGCGAGAUCAUCGUCCUCAACAACCACCUCAUGGAAGCCAAAAUCACCAUUAAUAAACUCAGAGAGGACAAUGACCUUUACAGGAAAGACUGCAACCUGGCUGCUCAGCUCCUGCACUGCUCAAAGUCUCACUACAGAGCACACAAGAUGUCUGAGCUGCCUCUGGAUUUCCAGGAACGCAUCAGCUCCCAUAUGGAGAAACAUACUCGGGGCAGCGGAGCCACCAUUGCAAUGUGCCACUCCAAUUACACCGACACUGUGCCCACAUCACUCAUCGCCAAGGUCCUGGAGAAGCCUGAACCAGGAAGCAGUUGCCCAGUAACGCGCUCACCGAGCCCGCAACGGCAAGAUGGAGAGUUUCUUACAGGAACAGGAAGUACUGACCACCUGAACCGCCGCAUUGCUUACAAAAGCUCCGAUCUGUACUGCAGCGACACUGCCCUCUACUGCCCUGAGCGAUGGCAAGAAACGGAGCGGAGGCAAAGUGUGGACUUACAUGGCACCGCGCUGCUUCAACUCCACGCCCAGAACUCCACCGAUAGCAACCUGGAAGAAGAGGCCUACCACUCUGGAAGUUUCUCUCACCAUGAGCCUCCAUCCUCCUUCCAUCACCAUGAUGACUUUGGAACUGGCAGCCUCCCGGCUUCCAGUUCCUACUCCAGCUUCAGCCUCGCUUCAGAUGAUAAGGGCGGAGUGAUUGGCGGGUGUGGGCGCACUGCUAGUAGCACCUUGUCCUCUUCCCAUCAGGGGCUCUAUAUGGAAUGGCGAGACGGUGGCAGUGGUGACUAUGAGCAUAAAGGCAUGCCCUCGUAUGAAAAAGAGAGUCCAAGUUUCCCUAAGUCUCACAGCAUCCAGCACAUGGCAGCUCCCAGGAGUCCACAAAAGGGCAACUCACCAGCGUACACAAGGACAGCUUCAUGCUUCAGUGAACCGUACCACCCCAGCUCCCCUCGCUUGGCCUCUUCUCACAGUAUGGGUUCCACAACUGGACUGGGCCAAGCCCGUGACAGAGCUCUGGACAUCCAGGUCCCCGAGGAUGACCUCAGCACCCGCUGGAGACAGCUCAGCGUGGAAGACAUCAACACAUUCUCCUCCUCCUAUGGUAACAUUCCUGGUCGGGUCUCUCCGUACAGUUUCUCUGAGCAACACUUUGCCAUGGGCCCCUCCAGUAAGGUCAAAGGAUCUCUCUACAGCAGCUUCCAAGAUGGAGAUGAAGUCUUCCAUAGCCGCAUGCUCGACCAGUGUUUUGCUAUCGGUGCCCCUUCGCCUAGCCGUACUCCCAAACCAACAGAGCAUCACAAGCAGGAGAAAACCUCUGUACUGUACAGAGCCAAGGACGACAGUCAGGACUCAGAGUGCAGUCUGUUCCUCUCAGGGAGCUCGAAAGACAAGGAGAGCAGUGUGGGAGCGACAGGGUCCAGCAGCGCCAAGAAGGACUACGUAAACCUGAGCGCAGACAGCUCGGCCGAGUCUUUACAUCAAAGCUCACUGGAGGCCUCAAGUCUUCAACACUACCCCAGUCCUCGGCCAAGCGUCCGGCCUCGUCCCAGCUCCAGCUCCGCUCUCAGUAUUGGCCCCGCACUCCCAAAGAAAACUUCUCCAAGAUACCAAAAAUUUGGCAGCACGGGACUGACGAGGAAAGACAGUUUGACCAAGGCACAGCUUUACGGUACACUACUGAACUGA